AAUUUCCAGGAAAUUUCGGCGAAACUGUCUCUCCUUGGACCGAGACCAACCCUUGAACAGCCUACAUAAUAAUAUUAUAGAAUCAGUGAGUUUUAUAUUGAAAGAGAGUAGGUUGCUGUGUAUUCAGUAAUCAACACCUGGAAGAAGGGCUUUAUUCGGAAAUAUAGUAAUAAUGGGUAGACCAAAACAUGAACACUACUGGAAAAAAGUUGAUAAAGAAAAAGAUGGUUCCUUGAAGUGUAAGAAAUGCGGACAUAAAUUUAAAGGAGGAGUUUCAAGAAUUGAAGCACAUAUUAAGGGAACAGGAGGCAUUCGUAAAUGCUCCUCUCCCCUUAAUGAUACAACAUCUUCAAAUCAUUCCGAACAACACAUGAAUGUUAUCGAUACAUCACCAGUGGGGGAAAGGACCGAGGAAAUGACUGAUAGCGUUGGUCGUUCAAUUAACAAUGGAAGAGUUAUACAAUCAUCAUUAGGAGGAGCUUAUUGGAAUGAAGUGGUUGAAGGUGAUCAAGGGAUGGUAGAAAUGGUUGGUGGUGCAGCUAACCCUGAAAACAGUCCAUCAUUAACCCAUUUAUUAGAAGGUCAAGAAGCAGAAAAUGGUGAUGGUGUUGUGACUACUUUAGAAAGUGACUGUGAUGAGUUGAUAUCCGAUCUAACAAGUGGGGAAGAGGACAUUCAAGGACAAUUACAAUUGAUGGAGUCACGUGGCAAGGAGCGCAACAGACACGUUGAUUGGUGGUUGAAAGAACUACAGAACAUGAAACAAAGAGCUAUCAAUGUGAAAAAGACACUGAAUGAGUUUAGCUGCUCUAACUUCAAUGUGCAACAAGGACAAAUGUAUUUAGUUGAAGAAUUAGAAAAUGAAAUACAAGAUUUGUUUGAAGAGAUGGUAGGGCAUAUGGAAGGAAAGCCUUUGAUGCUGUCAAAUGAAUUUCUUGGCCGGCAAUUUGAGGAAAAUGUUAAGAAGAUGUGGGAUCUUCUGCGAGAGGAUAAAGUUUUCAGCAUUGGCAUACAUGGAAUGGGGGGAGUGGGAAAAACAUUCCUAGCAACUUACAUGGAAAGUGAGAUAAAGAGAACCAAAACUUUCAAAGAUGUCGUAUGGGUAACUGUUUCCCAUGAUUUCACCAUUUUCAAAUUGCAACAACACAUUGCAGAAAUAUUAAAAAUAAAGCUUUAUGGAGAUGAUGAGAGGGAGAGAGCAUUGAUUUUGGCGUCAGAGUUGGAAAAAAGAGAAAAUAUAGUACUUAUUUUGGAUGAUGUUUGGAAAUAUAUUGAUAUGGAAAAGGUCGGAAUUCCUCUUCGAAUGAAGGGUAAUAAAUUGAUCAUCACAAGUCGUUUGAGACAUGUUUGCCAACAAAUGGAUUGCCUUCCAAGUAAUAUGAUAGAGGUGAUGCCUUUCAAAAUUGGUAUUAAUUUUGAUGAUGAUUGGGAGUUAUUUUUGUUAAAACUUGGAGACCAUGGGACACCUUCAACACUCCCCUCUCAAGUUUUGGAUAUUGCAAGAUCUAUGGUAGGGAAAUGUGAUGGUUUACCACUUGGAAUCAGUGUAAUGGCUCGAACCAUGAAAGGGGAAACUAGAAUACACUGGUGGAGACAUGCCCUGAAUAAACUUGACAAAUUGGAAAUGGGAGUGGAGAUGCAGGAAGAAGUCUUAACUGUACUGAGACGUAGCUAUGAUAAUUUAACUGAAAAGGAUGUACAAAAAUGUUUCUUGUAUGGUGCAUUGCUACCAAAUCCUGUAAGAUCAAAUCCUGUAAGAAGAGAUCUUUUGAUUAUGAAUCAUGUUGAUAUGGUACUGUUAAAUGGAAAGAGGAGGUUGGAAGAAAUAUUUGACGAAGCAAAUGUCAUAGUGGAUAAACUCAUAAAUCAUUCUUUAUUGUUGGAGGAUAAUCGGAGGCUAAUGAUGCAUCCUCUGGUGAGGAAAAUGGCCUUGAAUAUCAUCAAAGAGAGUGGCAGUAACUUGAUGGUAAAAUGUGGGGAAAGUGUGGAAAAGAUACCUGACAUUGAGGAAUGGACAAUUGAUUUGGAAGUAGUUUCUCUGGCUAACUAUAAGAUACAAAAAAUUCCGGAUGGCACAUCUCCUAAUUGUCCACGUUUGUCUACCUUGCUUUUAUUUGACAAUCGAAUUACAGAUAUUCCAGAGUGUUUUUUCAUGCACAUGAAUGCUCUAACCACACUUGAUUUAUCAGGAAAUGAUGGCUUGACACGUUUGCCUCAUUCGUUGUCUAAAUUGAGGACUCUCACUUCUUUAAUGCUCAAUGAUUGUUCAAAUCUGAAAUACAUACGUCCACUGGGAGAGUUACAAUCAUUGUUAAGAUUGGAGAUUUCAGGUUGUUCCAUCCAAGUACCACCGGAAGGUUUGGAAAAUUUAGUAAACUUGAAAUGGCUAGAUAUGUCCAAUGAUGUCAAUUUGAAGUUGGUACCAGGAAGUUUUCUCCCUAGUUUGACCAAUAUUCAAUAUCUAGAUCUUUAUGGCUGUUCAGGUAUAAAAGCAGAAGAUAUACAGGGGAUGAAUUUCCUUGAAUGUUUUGCAGGAACAUUUGUCGAUCGAGAGAACCUCAAUCGUUAUGUGCAACAAACACUGAAUAGUGAUUAUGGACCUCAAACUUAUUCUAUCCAUUAUCAGGAUCAGAGUCACAAAGGGCUUUGGGAGGAAUUUUGGAACCGGGAGCCUCUUUCCGAAUAUAAGUGUCGAACUAUGUGCAUCAAAGAUUGCGAAGAAUUGUCAUAUGUCCUCCCGAGAGACCUUGUGAAGUUAUCUGUAGAAGACAAUGGCCAAUGGGUAUGCUUAUGUGCUGCUCUGUCAUCAGAUGAUUCUUCUACUUUGAAGGAAAUUAACAUUCAGUAUUGCGCAAAACUGAAGAGCUUGUUUUGUUUAUCUUGUUCCUUAUGCGCUAAUAUCCAAAGCCUUCAAUCUUUGAGACUUUCUCAUCUGGAAAGUUUAACUACCAUAUGCAACAAAGAUAUUGUUAAUUUAAUACAACCUUGGCUUCCUAGUGGCAUGUUCUCUCAACUCAAACACUUUCAUAUUAGCUACUGUCAUGGAAUAAAGACAUUGAUGACAUCAAGCUUAGUCUCAGACUUUCAAAACCUGGUAUCUAUAAUUGUGUCAAACUGUGAUUCAAUGGAACAGAUAUUUGCACUGACUUCUGAUGACAAUGAUAGUAUCAAAAUUACACUCCCUAAGUUGACCACUUUGUGUGUAAGUUUUUUACCACAAAUAAAGACAGUGUCCGAGAGAAUUUUAGUAUGUAAGUAUGGGUUUAGACCGGUCUUCUUUGGUUGUCCCAAAUUAUGUGAACCCAUAAUAGAAUCUAUCAUUUGACUGUGUUGAUUAGAUGAUGAGACGCUUAGUCUUUAUGUUCAUUAUUCUUGAAUAGACAAAAUAAAAUCAUUAUUUACUUUUUGAAAAAUAUGAGGUUUACUAAUAUGUUUGUGGAAGAACAUAUAUAUGUGUAUCGACUCCAUAUAGAAUAACGUUUUCUUUACAAAAGAUGAUAAUUCUUUGAAAAAAAAAUAAAGAGUAUAUUAAUAUACUUUUGAUCAUCCUAAGUGUUGUGCAACAUUUUGAAACAUUGUUGCACAAAAUUGAGAUCUCCAUCAGAAUACUAUCGCUCAAUUAAUGAAAGAAAAUGGAUGUAUGUGAAGGAUAUUCAUAGAAAAUCAUUUUACAAUUGAUUUUUGGUCACUACCAGGAAAUUAAGUAUGAAGUUUGAAGUUCAAAAGAAAAAGAAGAUUAAUAACUUAUUUAGUUUCUUUUCCGUAAUAAUAGCUCUUAAGUUUUUUUCUUUUUAAGAUUUUUCUUUCAACAGUAUUGAUAGUUUAAUUAUAAGAAUACAAUACAAUACUACUUUUGCAAGUUAGCUGCAUGUUGCAAUCAACGAUGAUUAUUCAAAGUUACAAGACUUGGCCUUUAGAAUGCAUAAACUAUUUUAUGUUUCAAAUGCCUUACACACCCAACC
Vigna unguiculata (cowpea) is the source of this 3962-nucleotide messenger RNA. Its product is annotated as putative disease resistance protein At4g10780. Lineage: Eukaryota; Viridiplantae; Streptophyta; Magnoliopsida; Fabales; Fabaceae. Gene Ontology annotation, molecular function: protein binding; ADP binding. The record is from RefSeq and is a predicted model, not a curated record.